GGAAAAAACCAGCGACCCAGUACAUCACAACCCAUGGUGGCCGAGAGGAACUCUGCAAUGCCGGAUGUCGAUUGGCAGAAUCGCAUGUACACCCUCGUCUCUCGGUUGAACGCAGGCAUAACGCUGGUGAAUGAUCGAUUGGCCGUGUUAGAGGAGUACAUUCUCCGGGCCUACAAGAAUGGCUAA
Messenger RNA from Dibothriocephalus latus, 186 nucleotides. The record is from the annotation of a GenBank genome assembly. NCBI's taxonomy places the organism in Eukaryota, Metazoa, Platyhelminthes, Cestoda, Diphyllobothriidea, Diphyllobothriidae.